AUGUAGCAAUCUGACUUCGGAUUCUAAGGCCAGAGUGGAGGAUUGAAUAAUUUUAACAAGCAGAGCAAUAUGUUUAAGGAGAGCUAGCUUAAAAUUAUGUAACUAGAGUCUGAUAUCAAGCUCAAAGAAAUGAAGUUAAAUCUGCUUCAGCUUCAAAACUAAACGAGAACUGCUGAACACUCUGAGACAAUGAGGCAACUUCAAGACUAGAUUAACAAAAUUCAAAAAGAGAAGAAGGAGCUAAUUAUGUCCAAAGACGAAUAAAUAUAGACUUUAAACCAAGAAAUCAACUCUCUGGAACAGUAACUAAUUCAGGCUAAAUUAGAUGCAGCAACUAUUAAAUCUCAGCUUUAAGAGGAAAGGAAUAAAGCACUAAUUCUGAAAAGACAAAUAAAAGACGUGCAUAAAGUUUCGUAGAUAUAAAUGGCAUCCAAGGGAAAUAUGGGGCUGACGAGCUCUGGACACAAACCCAGAGAGUCUAACAUGGAUUUUCUAAAAAAUUUGAAACUUGAAAAUAAGUCAAAGGCUUACUCAUCUAGCAACAAAUCUUCAUUUAUUGGUGGAUCUAGUGAGUAUCAAACUAACAAUGGAGCUGAGAGAGUGCAGGGCAGCAAUUAAGACUAUGCAGAUCAUCUUAUAGAACACAAUGAAUAAUGGAGUCAGAAAAAAGCAAUUUAAAUAUCUGAUGCAUUCAAGGAAGACAAUUAUUCUCAAAGUUAAAAAGAUCAGUAUGGCGUUGAAGAAAACAAAAGAAGCGAGAGUAAAGCUGAUGAUGAAGAGUAUCAAUCUGUGCAAAUGAAGCCAUUCGAAGAUGAAGACUGGAAUGAGGAAAUGGAUAAUCAGUCUAAGUUAAAGGAGGCUUUAAGAGCUGUUUUAAGAGCAAAGUUGUAUGAGUAAGUGCAAGAUAAAGAUACAGUCAAGACUUGGGUCGAACAAUUUCUGCCAAAACUUAAAUCUUCAAAAGAUCACUCAAAGAUUUAAACUUAGAAAAAAUUCAAAGAAGCACUUAAGAAGGGUAUUCCCUCUGAAAUUAGAGGGUUGGUGUGGCAGUAGCUUAUAGGAAAUGAGCUGAGAAUAACUGAUCAGUUGUUUAAGUUAUUACUUGAGAGAGCUGAAUUAUCAGAGCAAAAUGCUGAUAAAGAUCCCGUAUUUAGGAAAAAUUUGAAAGUUAUAGAAGAAGACCUGCACAGGACAUUUGGAGAGUUAGGUCACUUCAGAUAUGGAAACAAACUUUACUAGCCUCUAAGGAAUGUUCUAAUUGCAUACUCAGUAAGAAUUAAUAAAUUUUAAAUACAUUAAUAGAUGCUAAGACCAGAUCUUGGUUACGUAUAAGGAAUGAGUUAUGUGGCUGGAUCAAUACUACUUCAUUGUGAAGGUGAGAUCGAAGCAUUCAAAUGCUUCUCAAAUUUAAUGAACAGAGAUUUGCUGUUUAACUUUUACUCCUUUGAUAUGGAGAAGGUGAACAUUAUCUUUCAUGUAUUCAUGACAUUAAUGAGAGAGAAACUGCCUAAAAUGUAUUAAGUGUUUAAAUAAACAAAUCUUUCAUGCUCUAUUUUCCUGUUUGAAUGGAUAGUAGCAUUGUAUUCAAAUAUAUUUCCUCUGGAAACAAGUGCCAAGAUUUGGGAUUAAUACUUAUUCUAUGGAGACUUCUUUCUGAUAAAAGUGGCUAUAGGCAUUUGCUCAAGUUUAGAACAAAAUGUGGCUUCUAAUAACUUUGAAAUGAUGGUCUUAUUGUUCAAAAAUGUUCGCAAUUUUGUAACUGAAGAUAUGCUGCUAGAUUCAUUAAAGCUAGUAAAGUUUAAUAAAAAAGAAUAUGAUAAACUUAAAAGACAAAUAGAAAAUACACCCAACCUAGAAAGACUCAUUUGA
This is a messenger RNA of Stylonychia lemnae, 1869 nucleotides long. NCBI's taxonomy places the organism in Eukaryota, Ciliophora, Spirotrichea, Sporadotrichida, Oxytrichidae. The record is from the annotation of a GenBank genome assembly.